Messenger RNA from Betta splendens (Siamese fighting fish), 11003 nucleotides. It is a transcript of the gene vps13a, whose product is annotated as vacuolar protein sorting 13 homolog A. The transcript has 76 exons. Gene Ontology annotation, biological process: protein targeting to vacuole; autophagy; protein retention in Golgi apparatus. Bases 78 to 9884 code for a protein of 3268 amino acids. Gene Ontology annotation, cellular component: extrinsic component of membrane. The record is from RefSeq and is a predicted model, not a curated record. Lineage: Eukaryota; Metazoa; Chordata; Actinopteri; Anabantiformes; Osphronemidae.
CACCGCCCCUCGUGUGACGUUGAGGCUAGCGACUCCUCAGAAAGUAAACAUGACAGACAGGUGAAACAAACGGCAAAAUGGUCUUCGAGAGCGUGGUGGUGGAUGUCCUCAAUCGCUUUCUGGGGGACUACGUUGUCAACCUCGACAGCUCGCAGCUGAAGCUUGGCAUAUGGGGCGGUGAUGCUAUUCUUAAAAAUCUUGAAAUAAAGGAAAAUGCCUUAAGCCAACUUGACAUUCCUUUUAAAGUGAGAGCCGGUCAUAUAGGACGGCUGCAGCUUAAGAUUCCAUGGAAGAACCUGUACACCCAGUCAGUGGAGGCGACGCUGGAUGGCGUCUAUCUGCUCAUAGUGCCCACAGCAAGUAUAAAGUAUGAUGCAGAAAAGGAGGAGAAGCAGCUCCAGGAGGCUCGUCAGAGGGAGCUACAGCGGAUAGAAGAGACAAAGCUAAAGGCUGCUGAGCAAGAAAACCCUAAGCUUGAAAAACAGGACACUUUUGUGGAAAAACUUGUCACUCAGGUCAUCAAAAACCUACAAGUGAAGAUCUCGAACAUCCACGUGCGAUAUGAAGAUGAUGUCACAAAUCCAAACUGUCCUUUGUCUUUCGGAGUGUCACUUCAAAACCUCAGCCUUCAGACAGCUGAUAAGAACUGGAACCCCAGUCUUCUGGAUGAGAAUGCCAGGCUUUUCUUCAAGCUGGUUCAACUAGACAGUUUGUUUGCCUACUGGAACGUCAACUCCUCACUUUUCUCCAAUCACAGUCCAGAUGUAGCCUUGCAAAGCCUUCAGAACAGCGUGAAAAUAAAGAACUCCAUUCCUGUCAACCAUGACUUCAUUUUCCGUCCAAUCUCUGCGGAUGCUAAACUGAGAAUGAAUCCCAGGUCAGAUGUAGACUUCUCCUCUCCUAAAGUGGACCUUAUGGUUAAUCUCAGUGAGGUGGCCAUCGAACUAAAUAGACCUCAGUACAUUAGCAUCUUGGAGCUGCUGGGCUCAGUGGAUAUGAUGUCUCGAAACCUUCCAUAUAGGAAGUACAGACCUGCUGUCCAUGCUCGACACAAUGCUCGUCUAUGGUGGAAGUACGUGAUCACAGGCAUACUUGAGGUGGAUGUAAAGCCACGUCUGCACAUGUGGUCAUGGCAACACAUUCAACGCCACAGACGGAUGGUAAAAUCCUACAGAGAGCUCUAUAAGACAAAAAUCACCAGCAAGAAACCCUCUGACCAGCUGCUCAAGCAACUGGAGGAACCUGAGAAAACCUUGGAUAUUUUUAACAUCACACUGGCCAGACAGCAGGCUGAAGUGGAAGCGAGCAAGGCGGGGCUGCGUAUUUUCCGUCCAGGAUUGAAGAUGGAGGAAGAGGAGUCUCAGGGUUGGCUGAGCUGGGUGUGGGGCUGGGGAGGAGAGGCUGCUCAAACACAAAAAGAGGUCAAGACUGGAGGUUUCGAUGAGCUGUUGACCCCUGCUGAGAAGGCCAAACUCUACACUGCCAUUGGAUACAGUGAAACUGCUGCUAAUCCCAACCUGCCAAAGAAGUUUGAGGACAUGAAGGUCAAUUUCCACAUGGAGAGACUCUCUGUGUCCAUUAAAGACAAGAAGGACAAGAAUGAGAUCAUCAAACUGACUGUGGGAGAGCUCAAGUCUACACUCACACAGAGAUCUGGAGCACAGGCCCUCAAACUCACAGCUCAGCUUAGUUUGUUUGAGGUCACUGGUCUGGGUAAUAACAAGCCAGCACCAACCCUCCUUUCAUCAAGAAAAGCAGCCACAGUGACAGGGACGCCGCUGCUCUCCAUCCUGUUUGAGACCAAUCCACUGGACGGGGGUGCUAACCAGCGGCUUCAUGUAGAAUCACAGCCCCUGGAAAUCAUUUAUGAUGCUGCAACAGUGAACGGCAUGUCGGCAUUUUUUAUGCCUCCUGAUGACCUGCAGCUGGAUGAGCUCACCAAUGCGACCCUGAUGAAACUGGAGCAGUUUAGAGACCGCACAGCCACUGGUCUAAUGUACGUGAUAGAAACACAGAAAGUGCUGGACCUGAAGGUGAACCUGAUGGCCUCAUACGUAAUCAUUCCACAGACUGGCUUCUACAACGGCACCCAAAAUAUUCUACUGUUGGAUCUUGGACAUUUCAAGAUGUCAAGUCAAAGCAAGAAGCAUCUGCCACAGUUGUCAGCAUCCUCCAGUGACAUAAACGACAUCAUGUCCAGGGCAUAUGACAGAUUUGACGUACAACUGAGCAGCCUGCAGUUCCUUUUCAGCAAACCAGAUGGUGACUGGAAAAUGGCCCGUAAACAGAAGCAGUCACCUCUACACAUCCUGGAACCAGUGGAUGUAACAGUGGUUUUCAGCAGAGCAAUGGUUGUGACGGACUCUCGUAUGGCAAAGUAUAAGAUGUCUGGAAAACUUCCUCUGUUGUCUCUUCGUAUUUCUGAUGAUAAGCUUCGCAGUGUUUUGGCACUUGUGGAAAGUAUUCCACUGCCUGAGAACAGAUCUUCUGCACGUACUGCUGCAUCCUCCAGCACAAAGCCAAAGUCGUUCACCCCCCAGCUCACUCCUAGAAGACCUUUGAAUUUAGCCAACCAGCGCUCCUCCAUCAUUUUUGAGUCAUGUGAGACAAUUAGCAUCACGUCUUUGGGGUCAGAGGAAGAUUUGUUCUAUGAUGCUCCCAGCUCUCCUGUUGGUGAUCGACCAUUCUUUCCAGACAAUCCCAUGCCAUUGCGCUAUGCGGAUCUACAUAAAAAAAGUCUGGCCAAGGAGGACUCUCAGAAAAACAUGACUGACUUCAUUAUGGAGUUUAAAAUUGAACAGUUUUCUGUUCAACUGUGCCGCCUGUCUGGGGAUAAGGAGAUCCCAGUGCUCCACUUGCAUAUAGAGAUUCUGGGCACAGAGCUGAUCCUGCGUACCUUUGACAUGACCUCAAACACAUACCUUCAAGAAAUCUGCCUCAAGUGUCCUGAGUACAUUGAUUCUGAAGACAAACAAGUUCAGCUGAUCACCACUCUAGACAACUCAAAAGAUGACAGGCUCACCCUGGAAUAUGUCAAAGCUGACAAGAAUGGUCCCGAGUUCAGGUCUCUGCACAAAAACACAGAGCAGCUAAUCAAGGUGACCUUCUCAUCCCUGGAUGUGCAUCUCCACACAGAGGCCCUUCUCAACACUAUCAAUUUCCUAAACAACCUCCUUCCUCCAUCGACUAAGAAGGAAGAAGCACAGGGGGAGCUUCCCCCCAUCCCUGAAGAGGAUGACGCCGAAGCAGAGAGGGAGGAAGAGAGGAAGGGGGAAGUUACUGGAACCAGGAAGAAACGUUCAAAGAGUUCAAAGUAUGCAGAUGUGGUGAAUCUGCAUAUUGAGGCUAAUCUCCAGUGCCUACAGAUUUUCAUUAGAGGAGAGAAGGCCAGGAUCUCAGAGAUUAGCAUUGAAGGUCUGGAUUCUAAGGUUUUGAUGAGAAAGAAAGAGAUGGAAAUUCGGGCCAAACUGAAGAACAUUGUGAUCUUAGAUUGUGACAAAGAUGCCCUUUACAAGAAGGCUGUGUCUAUAGCCGAUAAGGAAGUGUUUGACUUCCACAUGAUAAACUACACCGAUGCAACAGAAGGAGACGCCUAUUUGGACAUGUCUAAUGUCGAUACCUUUGUCUCUCUGACGGUUGGUUGCAUUCAGGUCAUCUUCCUCAACAAGUUUAUCUCCUCCAUACUGGCAUUCAUCAAUAACUUCCAGGAGGCCAAAGCAGCCCUGGCUGAGGUGACAGUCCAAGCUGCAGAAAAGGCAGCCACGGGUGUAAAGGAGCUGGCAGAGCGAAGCAGCCGCAUCGCGCUGAUUGUGCACUUCAAUGCACCUGUCAUCUUCCUCCCCCAGUCCUCCUCCUCAUCAAAUGUUGUUGGCGCUGACCUUGGUCAGUUGUCCAUCAGAAACCAUUUUGCUAAGCAGCCCUUUAAAGGUGUUGCUAACAUCCCACCUGUUGUGGAUAUUAUGACUGUGAAGCUGACUAAUCUCAAGAUGUACAGAACCACAUACAAAAAUGAUGGUUUCCAGGGAGAGAUCCAGCUACUGAAGCCUGUCAGCCUGGACAUAGAAAUCCAAAGAAAUCUUUCAUCCAAUUGGUACCACAUCAUACCUGACAUACAGAUCACGGCUCAUCUUAAGCCCAUGAGUCUGAUCCUCAGUCAGGAUGAUAUGAUUGUUGUCCUGAGGACUCUAAGUGAGAACCUGUCAGAGAAGUCUGAUGCUCUUCAACCUUCAGGUCCUCCUCCCAUCACUGACCCCUCCUCUGACUCUGGAUCCAACAAAGGAUCCCAAGGAUCUGGAAUCACUGGACCACCAAGUGGUAACACAGUUGUCAUAGCCGCUGUAGUGGAAACUCAGAAAAACAGCAAGCUGAAGAGCACUCUCAGACUAGACUUCAAGUUUGACUCCAUGACGCUGGCCCUGUACAGUCCUAAUGUGAAUGAGAUACAGCUGGACUCACACGAUGAGCAGCUGAAGCUGGCAGAGUUUACUCUGGGCACCAUCUCUACAUCGGUCCACAUGUUCUCAGACAGCUCCAUGAAGGCUUCAGUCCAACUCUCAGCCUGCCUUCUAGAUGACAAGCGACCCAAAAUAAAGAUGGUCACCCCAAGGAUGGUGGCCAUGCGUCCUGGGGCCGAACAGAACAUGAUGGUGGAGGUGAACUACCGUCAGGGCCGUGACGGCACCAUCUUGGAGACAGUUGUGCAGGAUGUGUAUGUGUGUGCCAGCAUGGAGUUCCUGCUCACAGUGGCAGACAUCUUCCUGAAAGCCACUCAGCAGGGUUUUGCAGAAGUACCACAAUCUAAGAACAGCACUGUAGAGAAAAAGAGCAUUAACUCCUCUGUCACAUCGAAAGAGUCCAGUCCAGCUGUGGUGUCAAAAACCGAGAUUUCUGUUUUGGUGCGUAACCCAGAGAUUGUGUUUGUGGCUGACCUGACGCGUGCUGAUGCCCCUGCCCUAGUAAUGACCACGCAGUGUGAACUGCUGAUGAAAAGUGGAUCCGAGGGAUCACUGAUGACAGCUACUAUCAAUGACCUCAAGGUUCUUGCAUGUCCCUUCCUGAGAGAAAAGAGGAAAAACAAUGUGACUACAGUGCUACAGCCGUGUCAGGUGUUCUUCCAGAGUACACAGUCUGCAACUUCCCCUCAGGCAAUGGAGGUCUCCAUCAAUGCUCUCACACUAAAGGUGUCUCCAAUCAUCAUCAACACAGUUAUAACUAUCCAGUCAGCACUAACUCCAACAGCAGAAACACCGGAAGAACUGGAGAGUCCUGUUUCUGGGGACCUAUGGGAGAAACAAGGCUGGAAAGAACUCAAGUUCUGGUUCUUGGAGGAAGAGGGAGAUGAAGUCACAAAAUCUCUAAUCCCACUGAAACCACAAGGAGAGUCAUUACAGGUGACCAUCAAAUCAAUGUGUCUAACUCUGGAGGCGGGUGUGGGGCAUCGUACUGUCCCCAUGCUUCUGGCAAAAUCUUCGUUUAGUGGAGAUGUCAAAAACUGGUCCACCUUAAUUAAUUUGCACAGCGAGCUCAACCUGGAGGUUCACUAUUACAAUGAGGUGAUGGGAGUGUGGGAGCCCUUACUGGAACCAUUAGAAGAUGAAACAAGAGAUGGAUUCAGACCAUGGAAACUGGCACUGAAGAUGAAGAAGAAGCAAGUGAUGUCCACAGGACAGUCAGAUGAAGUGGAUUACAGUGUUCCAGACUACAAGACAACUAUUACCAUCAGCAGUGUCGACCAGCUCAACAUCACCAUCUCAAACUGCGGACUGGCCAUGCUGAGUAACCUGGGCACGGCAUUUGCAGAGGCUGCCAAGCAGACAUCUGAGAACUUCCAGAAAGAUGAAGCUCCAUUCGUGGUGAAAAACCGCCUGGGCCUUCCCGUGUCCAUCCUCCACAGUGAGAUGUUCUGUCCCAUCGGCCAGCAGAGCACCAACCGCACUGUGACGCUCCAGGAUGGAGAAACCCUUCGAAUGGACUAUUCCACCACCCAUUCUGACCAGUUCUCAGCCAUGAUCUCUUUGAGUGGGAAGGACUACUUCAUAAAGCCGACUCCGGUGGGCCACACCUCAGCCAGUGUUAUUCCCCUGAUCAAGAUGGGCAGGGGAAUGUACAGUGUAAUGCACAAAGACUCGGGAGUCACUCGGUUCCUGGUCUGUCAGAUUUACUCUGUCGAGGGCAGCAAGUACAUCAAGAUCCGCUCUCCUUUCCAGAUCAUCAAUCAUUUCUCAAUACCAUUCAAAGUUUAUGAAGGCUCAGCGUAUCUGGGUACAUCUCUACCUACUGAGGAGUUCUGUGUGCCUCUGGACUCCUAUAGGUCUGAGCUGAGUCUUCAGCCAAUAACUGAAGGUGACGCUGACAAUCAGAGUGGGCAGUUUGAGGUUUCAGACGGAUUCAGUUAUGAAGACAUUAGUAACCAGCAGACUGAGAAACACUUGCAGCAGACCUGUCGUCGCCGUGGAAACCAGGGGGGUGUGAUGAUGAUCAACAUUGUGCCACUCAAGGAUUCGGUGACAUUCAAACACACAGGAGACGUGGGGGAGAACUUUGAUGUGCCCUUUGUGCUACACCUGUGGCCUUCCUUCCUGAUACGCAACCUUCUGCCCUACCCCAUCACCUACAAACUAAAGGACAGUGGCGUCUCAGCGCCUGAGGUAACCCUGGAACCUGGACACUCUGACCAGCUUCACACAGCAGUCAUCAACCAGUCAAGCUUGGAUCUCCGGCUGCUGAACUACUUGGCUCAGGACUGGUCCGCUGAGUACAGCCUGCGCAGUGACCAGGAAGAGAUCACAUUCAUCGUGUUCCACUCUCUACAACAUGAUGAUGAAGACUACGGUGAAGAGAUGAGAAACAGGCCUGAGUUAGACAUAUCGGUGCACGUCAAAUACGACCUAGGACAGACGGUGAUUGCAAUCCACUCGCCGUAUUGGAUGGUGAAUAAGACAGGCAAGUUGCUGCAGUACAAGGCUGAUGAUAUCCAUCGCAAGCACCCCUUGGACUAUGACAUGCCCCUGCUCUUCUCCUUCAAACCGCGACACUUCCUGCGAAACAAUAAGGUUCGCCUUAUGAUCUCUGACAGUGAACUCUCCGAUGAAUUCUCCCUGGAUACUGUUGGCAGCCACGGAGAUCUGAAAUGUAAAGGCAAAUACAAAGAUUACCUGGUCGGGGUGAAGAUUGACGCCAGCAGUUUCAGUCUGACCCGUAUUGUGACCUUUGUGCCCUUUUACAUGCUGGUAAACAGAACCAAACACACAGUCUUUGUAUGUGAGGACGGGCAGAACAACUGGACUGAAGCUCAACCAGAACAGUCAGUCAUUCCUUUCUGGCCUGAAAAUGACACAAAACGAGUGAAGAUCAAAGUAGAAGGUUGUUUAUUGCCACCUCGGGUUAUUGACUUCUCCAAACCAGAGAACUGCCUCCUGCUGCGCCUGGACAACUCUAUGGGCGGGAUAAUAGUAGAUGUGAGCCUGUCCGAGCACUCUGCUACUAUCCGAUUCUCUGAGUAUCACAGUGGUGCUGCCCCCUUCCUCAUCAUCAACCAUACAAAAAACCUUCUUCAGUUCAGUCAGAGCCCCAGGACAGAAACUACAUGGUUGACUGAAGAGCUACUCAGCCUCUCCUUCUCAGUGGAGGAGGACAGCUCUCAGAAGGAAGCGGAGCAGUCGGAGCUGGAGGCUGGGAAAGCUGUGAACUACACUUGGGCUGAACCCACUGGAUCUCGAGAACUCUUGUGGAAGUGUGGCCCUUACAAUGGAAAGCUGAAGAGUGAAGAGGAUCUACUCCAAAAUAUGAACAAUGAGGGGAAAUUGUUUGUGAUCUCCUUUUAUGAAGGUCUCCAGCGUAUUGUUCUCUUCACUGAGGAGCAACGCAUCUACAAGAUGAUCUCUGACAGCGAGAAGGCACAGCUGGCCGAGCAGGAAAUCACGCUGUCCCUGAAGAAUGUGGGCGUAUCACUGGUCAACAACAGCAGCAGUCAGGAGGUUUCCUUCAUUGGGAUAACAAGCUCUGAUGUGGUGUGGGAAUUAAAACCCAAGAAGAAAAACCGGUGGAAAACUCUGAGCACAAAAGAAGUGGAGAUGCUGGAGAAUGGCUACAAGCUCUACCUUGAUUCUGCACCCAUAGAUCAUGCUAUUGUGGACUUGGGAAAUGAUUUUCAGGUGUCUUUUACUCCCAGCGGCACAGAUAUGAGGAUGCUGCAGCCGUGUGAUGCCCCUCUCAGGAGGCACUUUCUGCCUGGAGUGAAAGUUGAAUACAGCGUCUCACCGCGACAGAGAGCCUAUCGUGUCCAAAUCCACCGCAUACAGAUCCAGAAUCAGCUGGCAGGGGCCAUCUUCCCCUAUGUUUUCUACCCUGUAAAACUGCCAAAGUCUAUUACCAUGGACUCAGAACCAAAACCUCUAACUGAUAUCAGCAUCGUUACCAGAGCAGCAGGCCACUCUAACAUUUCCCGCAUAAAGUAUUUCAAGGUGUUAAUUCAGGAGAUGGAUCUGAAGCUCGAUCUGGGCUUCUUGUACGCCAUCUUGGACCUGUUCACCCCUGAAAACGCCAGCGUCAUGAGCUCAGAACAGGAGGUGGAACUGUUUGAGAAGGACAUAACUUAUAUAAAGACAGAAGUAAACCACGUCUCCUCCGCUGACACUUCCCCAGUCAGCCUCUAUGAGUACUUUCACAUCUCCCCUAUAAAGUUGCACCUGAGUUUAUCUCUGAGCACAGGAGGAGAAGAUGGCUUAAAGGAGAAGAGAGAUGCAGAGUUCAUCCCUGUCCAGUCGCUCAACCUGCUGCUGAAGAGUAUUGGAGCAACUCUCACUGAUGUGCAGGAUGUAGUCUUUAAGUUAGCGUUCUUUGAACUGACCUUCCAGUUUUGUACCACUCAGCAGCUUCAGUGGGAAGUGAUCAGACAUUAUUCAAAGCAGGCUAUUAAACAGAUGUAUGUGCUGGUGCUGGGUUUGGAUGUGCUUGGAAAUCCAUUUGGACUGAUCAGAGGCCUGUCAGAGGGAGUGGAGGCCUUCUUCUACGAGCCCUAUCAGGGAGCCAUUCAGGGGCCAGAGGAGUUUGUUGAAGGGAUGGCCCUUGGCGUUAAGGCUCUGGUAGGAGGAGCAGUAGGGGGCAUAGCAGGCGCAGCCUCCAGGAUAACGGGCGCCAUGGCGAAGGGUGUCGCUGCCAUCACUAUGGAUGAGGAAUACCAGCAGAAGAGGCGAGAGGCUAUGAACAAACAACCCAGUGGCCUGAGAGAAGGGCUGACCAGAGGUGGAAAAGGACUGGUGUCUGGAUUUCUCAGCGGGAUCACAGGGAUUGUUACCAAACCUAUUAAAGGAGCCCAGAAGGAGGGGGCUGCAGGCUUCUUUAAGGGAAUGGGGAAAGGUCUGGUUGGUGCAGUAGCCAGGCCCACAGGAGGCAUUAUUGACAUGGCCAGCAGUACUUUCCAGGGGAUCAAGAGGGCAGCAGAGACUUCACAAGAUAUUGAAUCUCUUCGUCCUCCUCGCUUCAUCCAUGAGGAUGGUGUCAUACGGCCGUACAAGGAGAGGGAAGGCAUCGGCAGUCAGAUGCUCCAGAAAAUUGAGAAUGGACGUUUUGCCAAGUACAGAUACUUUGCUCAUGCCAAGGUCAAUGAAUCUGACUUCCUGAUGAUCACCAAGAGAGGCAUAUUUUUUGUGACCAAAGGCACAUUUGGCCAGCUGACCUGCGAGUGGCAGUAUCUGUUCGAAGAGUUCACUAAGGAGCCAAUUAUUGUAGAAGGCAGACGACUUCGGAUUGAGGCCAAGGAAAGAGUGAAGUCGGUCUUCCAUGCUAAGGAAUUUGGAAAGAUCGUAAACUUUAAAACUCCUGAGAUAGCCAAGUGGGUUCUUGCCAAAUUAGAGGAUGCAAGAGAGAAUUUACCCAAAUACUGAGUCAUCGAGAAGAUUAAGAAACGAUAUAAAAAAAGAAACGCACACUAAGUCUGUGUGUCAGUGCCUUUGUUGUUUACUGCAUGCUUGUUUUGUUUAGCUCCAUGUGCUCCAUGAGUAGAGCUGAGGAACCGGUGAUGCUGUAUGUGAACUGGUGGGUGUGUGAGUCUGUGUGUGCGUGUGUGGGAGGGAGUGAACGACUGAGCGAGUAGUUUGUGUGUGUGCAUGUUAUCAGAAGUGCUAAAGAUCAACGUCUGAUUCAGAGUCGUCUCAACAAACAGACUUGCAUUGAGCCAAACCCUCUCACUUGCCUCAUCGUCCUCGAGAACACUAACUGGCUUUUAACAAUCCAUUCACUAAAACAAACCUGAAGUCUUAACUUAAGUUCCCACAUGUUAAGGUCUGCUGAAGGGUCAUACGGUGGCCAAACGUGAUGAUAUUCAGCCUCCUACAUUUCUGCUCAUCCUGCUCAAACACACAUUGGAUCCUCAGUUUAAAGUUAUUUGUAACCGUAGAUGCAUCAUUCUUACUGUCCACUGCAACAGCUGGGAAAAAAAAACAGCUGCGGUCCUAAAACGACCAAAUGCACCAGUGUUGUAGCACUGAGCGUACUUUAUUUAACUGGGUUACAUUAGAGGAACACUAAUUAAGAUUUCUGUGUAUGGCUUUAUUGGACAAUUUAAAAUGCUCUCAAUUUUUUUUAACAUUUCUGCAAAAUACAGUAAGACUGUUCAGUUUAGAUACGCAUGCUAUUUUUAUACUGUACUUAUAUGUAUGUGCUGUAUAUUAUCUCAGACACUGUCCUACUUGUACAUACCCAUCCUCACAAAAUGGUCUGAAUGAUGAUGAUUUUUAUGUUUUGAUACCACAUAUAUGCAAUGCCAAAUAUGUUGAUAAGCGAUACUGAGAAAUUAAUAUUCAGAAAUUAUAUCUAAUUAUUAUCCCUUGCCAAUUACUCUGAAAUCUGUUUUAAAGGUUUGCUUUUGGUUUGAGGUGCAUCGCAGGGUUAAUCUGACUAAAUAUUAAAGUUGCUGUAAUUGUUUGUCAUUUGUUUUGAGGGCUGCGGUGGCUUCGGGUUCUUCCCGCAGCCAUUUUCAAAAAAUAAAAAUGUUUCAAAUGUCA